This is a messenger RNA of Colletotrichum godetiae, 415 nucleotides long. RefSeq lists its product as uncharacterized. The transcript is spliced from 3 exons. The record is from RefSeq and is a predicted model, not a curated record. Bases 1 to 384 code for a protein of 127 amino acids. Lineage: Eukaryota; Fungi; Ascomycota; Sordariomycetes; Glomerellales; Glomerellaceae.
AUGAAGUUUCCGAUCCUCUCCCUUAGUAUCCUCUAUAUCUGGAUCGCCUCCGUCAACGCAGACUUUUUCCACUGCGUCUGCGAAACAAGGCCAUACCACACUGUUUUCCGAUCCAAAGAAGCCUGCGUCUUUGUCAAGAACAGAUCCCUCCCCAGAGACAAAGUCAGCAUAAGUCUGGCGGCCGACGGCAGUCCGUGGGCGGGUAACCUUACGUGUCGUAUGCUAGAUCCCGCCAAGUUCUGGGGUCCAACCGUUUGCGGCGCACAGUAUAGCCGCUUCUUUCGGUACGAUGUCUGUAAGCCCGAGUGCAAGUACGAUGGGAAGGACCCCGAAGACUGUAUAACAGCCUACGAUCAACAGCCAUCUAUUCAAACUGUCAUUUGACGUAGUGCGUAUCUUGUAUCUUAGUAUAUCU